AUGACUAUCUGUACUUAUAAUGCACGUACGGUUGCAUUGGAAGCUGCCAUCGAAGAUCUGAUGAUGCAAGCCAAGAAAAUCAAGUACGUCGUCAUUGGACUGACCGACGUCACCCUCUCAACGCCGUAUAUGAAAGAAGAAGAACUGUUCCUAGGAACAUGCAACAGUAGAAGUGUUGGUGGAGUUGGCAUCCUCGUCAACACGAGCAUGGCAAAGAACAUCGACUCUUUCGAACAAAUUACGACCCGAAUCGACGUCUGCGGAUGA
Messenger RNA from Necator americanus (New World hookworm), 267 nucleotides. RefSeq lists its product as uncharacterized. The record is from RefSeq and is a predicted model, not a curated record. NCBI's taxonomy places the organism in Eukaryota, Metazoa, Nematoda, Chromadorea, Rhabditida, Ancylostomatidae. The transcript has a single exon. The coding region runs from base 1 to 267 and encodes 88 amino acids.